Messenger RNA from Colletotrichum graminicola M1.001, 1395 nucleotides. RefSeq names its product glycosyl hydrolase family 28. Gene Ontology annotation, biological process: carbohydrate metabolic process. Gene Ontology annotation, molecular function: polygalacturonase activity. Lineage: Eukaryota; Fungi; Ascomycota; Sordariomycetes; Glomerellales; Glomerellaceae. The transcript is spliced from 3 exons. The coding region runs from base 1 to 1395 and encodes 464 amino acids. The record is from RefSeq and is a predicted model, not a curated record.
AUGAGAGUUUUAUCCCUUCUUGUCAAUCUGGCAGUUGCCGGCAGCGCACUCGCCUUCUCGGCUGAGAUUCCGGCCGGUGUCCCGCGCAACGUCGCCGAGUUCCGUGAGAAGCAUCCAUACGAGAAGCGCGGUCUGGACUGCCAUCGCAAGACCGUCACACCCCGCGCCUCUGAAAACGAUCUCGAUGAUGUCUCCGAUGAGUUUCUCGAGGGUCUGAAGCAGAUAAACAACGGCGGUACUCUGUACCUCCCCGCCAACAAGACCUUCAUCAUUGGCAAGCCUCUUGACCUUACCUGGCUCAACGAUGUACACGUCCACUGGGAGGGCGAGAUCAAGUUCACCAACGACACACCGUAUUGGCAAGCCAACGCCUUCCAUCAUCCCUUCCAGAACUCCAUCAUGUUUUGGAAGUGGGGAGGCAAGGACGUCAAGUUGUAUGGGGAGGGUGUGCUUAACGGCAACGGUCAGCGAUGGUGGAACGAAUUUUCUGGCCUCGAGAUUUUGGAUCCGACAAACGCUUACCUCCGUCCUGUUCUUUUCUACGCCGAGAACGCGACAGGUCUUUCAAUUGAGGGCAUUCACUUCAAGGACUCCCCGUGCUGGACUACCUUUAUCGUCACUUCCAAGGACAUCUCCUUUACUGAUGUCAUCGUCACUGCCGAGACCAACAACCAUACUGCUGAGCCAAAGAAUACCGAUUUCUUCGAUUCGCUCAACGUCGAAGACGUUCGCGUCAAGCGCGCCUGGGUGAACAUUGGCGACGACUGCUUCUCGCCCAAGUCCAACGCGACGAAUGUCCACGUCGACACCAUGUAUUGCAACGGCACCCACGGCCAAUCUAUCGGGUCCUUGGGACAGUACGCUGGCGAGAAGAGUUUCGUGCAGGAUGUCGUCAUAGAAAACGUGUGGAUGCUCAACGGUCAGCAUGGCGCUCGCCUCAAGACUUGGGCUGGUCCUAACGUUGGCUAUGGAUUCAUCGACAACGUCACUUUCCGGAACUUCUGGCAGGCCAAUAACGAGUAUACGGCAUUUAUUGAUUCAUGCUACUUCAACGUCAACUCGUCUACCUGCGCGGCGUAUCCCUCGCAGAUGAACAUUAGCAACAUCCUUUUUGAGAACUUUUCGGGAUACACCAGCGGCAAGUACGGUCGAGCCGUCGCCAAGUUGACGUGCUCGACCAACCCCAGCGCCGUCUGCAACAACAUCCAGUUCAAGAACUUCAACAUUACCACCCCUUGUGGCGGUGACCCUGUCAUUCUCUGCGACGGUGUAAAGGGUGACAUCGGCACACCAUGCAUAUCAUCCAAUAGCUCUGAGGCCAAAGCCGCGCUGGCGGCAACGUGCACUACACCUUUGGCAGUGGCUACGCCUUGGAAGGUCAGACCAUUCGAGUAG